Aspergillus tanneri is the source of this 786-nucleotide messenger RNA. RefSeq lists its product as uncharacterized. The transcript has 2 exons. NCBI's taxonomy places the organism in Eukaryota, Fungi, Ascomycota, Eurotiomycetes, Eurotiales, Aspergillaceae. Bases 1 to 786 code for a protein of 261 amino acids. The record is from RefSeq and is a predicted model, not a curated record.
AUGGCGCAACGGCCCAAUAACACCGACCUCCCCCCAAAGCAACUCUCAGCCUUGAAGGAAAGGACCGCAUCAACAAAACGGCCAGGCGACUGGGGAGUCGCAGGAACAGGCCAUGGGCAGAUGCGAUGGAGUGCGUUACUGGUGCUGCUAUCCGCGCGGUAUUCGAGGGUUUUCGAACCCGCGUCUAUCCUCCCAUACCAGCCCAGCCGCCCUCUCCUGCGCAGCAGAACGACGGACCAGUUGCGGCAAACCCUCGAGCGACACAAGGGUGUCGCUGGCCAGUACAAUAAACACAGUUUAAACGACUGGCAAGAAAACAAACAGCAUCUCGCUCAAACGAACCAAGGCAACGGUGUACCAGGGACUACCCCUGGGCCAAGGCAAACCAUUCGUAUAUCAACAUGGACCGUACGAGGGGUAGUCUGCACCUGGACGACCAGAAACCGCCGAUGGAAUAAAGGGGCGAUUUUCGCACAAAUUAGCAAUACCUUACAUAAACGCACCGGACCAGACCGUCCGGGAGGGCAGUCGACUCCGUCGGCUCCCGAAAGCAGGAGAAGGAUGGAAAUCCCUCCCAUUCCGGCAGAGGCAGGCGGGGGCGCAGGUGUGAAACGUACUUAUCGUCUUCAGAGGAUGAACGAGGACGAACUCCACGGAGAGCGACGGCGUCGUGGGGACGAUUCUCCGAUGGGCGACGAAGCUUUGCGGCGACCAUCUGCGAAAACACCUAUUAGUAAGCUCAAAACAUGCGAAAGCGCUGGAGAGCCGUUACCCCAUAUUAGCUGA